Molecule: messenger RNA, 590 nt
Organism: Trichechus manatus latirostris (Florida manatee)
Lineage: Eukaryota; Metazoa; Chordata; Mammalia; Sirenia; Trichechidae
Product: metallophosphoesterase 1-like
Exons: 3
Biological process (GO): GPI anchor biosynthetic process
Source: RefSeq, a predicted model, not a curated record
GAGUGCCCUGUAAUCUGGGAUUUCUCACAAGUUUAGCUUUAAAAAUUCUUUCACCACGUCUUAGACUUAACUUCUAGUACUGCUAUUUUGUCAUACCCCUUGUACUUAAAAAAAUAGAAAAGUAGCCUAGGUGAGAUUUAUAACUGUUCUGGGGCUUGUUUGUUCACACUGUGGUUGCUUAGUUUUCAUUUUAUGGGGAUAAUAUUACCAAAAAAACCAAACUCAUUGCCGUCAAGUUGAUUCCGACUCAUAGCGACCCUGUACUACAAGGGAGAUAAUACCUGGUGCCCAGUGACCAUGCUCUUCUGCUUUGCUCCGGCCUCAGUUUUGUGAUGGUGAACAGCGUCGCUCUGGAGGGGGAUGGCUGCAGCAUUUGCUCUGAAUCAGAAGCUAAACUCAUUGAAAUUUCUCACAAACUCAACUGCUCCCGAAAGCAGGCGCCCCCUUCCGGCCCGUGCGGAGCGGGGCAGCAGCUCCCGGCCUCAGCCCCAGUCCUUCUGCAGCAUUAUCCACUUUACCGCAGAAGUGAUGCGAAUUGUUCUGCGGAAGAUGCUGCUCCCCCGGAGGAAAAGAACAUCCCAUUCAAGGAG